AUGAUGUCUCCGGACCUAUUAUCUAUUUUAGUCUCCUCAGUCUUGGGACUGGUCUUGGCAAUCCCUUCUAACACUUGUAUUGUGAUGGGUAAUCUGGACAUCAUCAGAAAGAAAGGGAAGUUGAGUCCCUCCGAUGUGAUCUUUCUGGGGAAGGGAAUUGUGAAUAUUCCACUCCAGUGUGUGAUGAGUAUAGAGGGAAUGAUUUUUGUCUUGUGUCCGAAAGUCUGUUAUGUGACAGAAGUACGUGGAUUGUUCAACACAUCAGUCUACUUCCUAACAUAUUACAGCUUCUGGUUGACCUUCUGGCUCUCGGCUCAUUACUGUACCAGCAUCACCAAUCUCAGCUAUGGGUUCUUCAUCUGGAUAAAGAGAAUUGUGUCCAAUUUCCUGAGUCGCCUUCUAUUCCUGACAGCAUUUGGGAUGUUCAUUGUGAGUGUCCCGGCCUUCUGGGCUGUCAAUGCAGAAAGUAUCCCCUCUUCUGAUAACAGCACAGAAGACUCUGGUCACAGGUUCAGUAUGAGACUUUCCCAUGUUGUUCCCAUGACCUUCCUAGGCUGCAUUCUUCCAUUCUGCCUUAGUCUUCUGUGUCUGGUCCUCACUUUCUCCUUUCUGCUCAGACACGUCUGGAGGGUGAAGAAUAACGACUCGGGAUCAACACGUCCAAAUCUUCAGGCUCAUGUCAAGGCACUGAGGACAAUCUUCUUCUUACUUCUCAUGUCCACAUUCUUCUGCGUGUCUCGAGUACUUAUGUUUUUUAGAAAUCCCACAAAGUUCAUUGAGUUAAUGCUUACCAUCAAUUUGAGCUUACGACUAUUGUCUCCAUCGGUGGAGGCCGCCGUCAUCUUCCAGGCCAGCAACAAGCUGAGAAGGAUCAUUCUGAGAAGAUUCUGGAUAAAAAGCCUGAGGAACACAGAGACUUAA
Molecule: messenger RNA, 921 nt
Organism: Rana temporaria (common frog)
Lineage: Eukaryota; Metazoa; Chordata; Amphibia; Anura; Ranidae
Product: taste receptor type 2 member 40-like
Exons: 1
Coding region: 1-921 (306 amino acids)
Biological process (GO): G protein-coupled receptor signaling pathway; sensory perception of taste; detection of chemical stimulus involved in sensory perception of bitter taste
Cellular component (GO): membrane
Molecular function (GO): G protein-coupled receptor activity; bitter taste receptor activity
Source: RefSeq, a predicted model, not a curated record